AUGGGCAAGCAAACGCGUUUCCCCGGCUCUACUGGGCCUCUUCAGAUAUUCCAGGACGAGAUGCACGAAAAUAUUACACCCAUGACCAGUCACGCUCCCAUGCCUUCAGUCUCGAAGCCAUCUCGAAGGCCUCUGUCAAGUUCAACAUCGAACUCCGUCUUUAACCCACCUGCCGCUCCUUUCAGCGCACACUCUCCGUUCAAGCAAAGACCAGCUUCCUCGUCACAAGUGCCAUUGACAGCGGCGCACGGCAACAAGUUGAACACGGUUGCGAUGGCGCCUCCGUCGAGGCGAGGCUACAGCACUGAUUCACUGCAAAAGAAGCCUUACCUCAAGAACUUUAAGACUUUCCCUCAAAAGCAGACAUUCGAUAUGGGCUGGGACUUUGGAAAGGAGAACGUCCACCCACAGAUAUUCCCGGCACCUCCCAGUAGUGAGCUGUCGAUUGACAAUUACUACCAGAAGCCCAACGGCAAGCGCGCCCUAAUGGAGGCGGCUCCUAUCAAGGAUUCCAGAUCAGCCAAAAAGAUGAAAUCCGAGCCAAUGACAGCGACGCCACCAGGAACAGACACAACGACAAUUAUUCCUCCCCACGAUAGUUUUCCUCCUAUCUUCGACGACGGUAACAAGCCUGCACUCAGCUAUGCCGAUUUGAUCGCUUCCGCCAUCUUGCGCUCUCCUAGUCGAAGGCUCACACUCAGCCAGAUUUAUACCUGGAUCAGCGAGAACUACUCCUUUUAUAGCCUUACCGAUGCCGGCUGGCAGAACAGCAUUCGACAUAACCUUAGUCUCCAAAAGGCCUUUAAGAAAAUCAACCGACCCAAGGACGAUCCUGGCAAGGGCCAUUACUGGGUGAUUGAAACUGGCUGCGAAGCACAGUUUUUGAACAAGAAGUCGACCCGCAAGUCUGCCUCCGCCUCCGAUAGCCUUCACGUCAUGUCUACUCGCCUCGAACCCUCGCGCCCGGCUUCAGCACCCGUCCAGGAGCCUACGCUACCUCCGCCUGUUCCCGUUGGCCAGUCCGCUCUGCCACCUCUUCCAACUUCGCAGGCUACGAUGUCGAUUCCUGUUGAUCUGUCGUCGGAUGCUACGAUUCCUGUCUCUGAUAACAUUGGUCCUGAAGACGUUACCGACAAGAUCGACCAUGAUAUUUCCAUCGACUCUUUCCUCUACUCGCCUCUUCCCGCUGCCAUGCAUUCAUCACCGCCUGUGUCUCGGCACGUAGACCACCGAAGCAACACGCCUCCACCGGUGUCGCGAAACCUGGCUUCAUCCGUCUCACGAUCUCACAGGCGCAAGAUUGCAUCAAUGGAUGAUAGCGGAUAUAUCUCUUCUCUCGAGUCAUCGGCCAUAAGGCCCAGUCAGAAGUUUAUGCUCACAUCAGAGGCUGACCGCCCUCGUAACAAGGCAAGGGGCCGUGCUGAAGAGGAGAUAGCACGACUUCGAAACUCGUCCCCUUUUAGUCCCACCAAGACACGAUUUCACUCCGUCAUGCCACCAGUGUCUUCAUCUCCUCUGCGACAAGCCUACGAGAAGCAGAUGCUACCGCCACUGACGCCUGCGGUCAAGCUCAUCCCCCGUCCUCAGCCACCUCCCUCGGCCUCGCCUAAUACCUAUCUCCGACAUCACCGCAAUACAAUUUCUAACCUGCUCCAAUCACCUGGCCCCAAGGGCUCGGGCUUUCUUCAACACGUUGAGAAUAGCCCAAAUUUUUGGUUGAGUACGGAUAACUGCCAAACAGGCUUCGGUGCUAGCAUUCUGAGUGAUGCAGAAUUCCCAGUUCACUUUGAUCUUGCCGAAUUGGGUGGUAUUGAUGAUGGUUCUUUUGGUACUAUGAGCUCAGUUGAAGCUGGAUCUCCUAUCAAACGUACUGUAAAGCGAAACCGACUGGAUCGAACCCUCUCUGCGUCGGCUUUGGGUGAAAUCACCAACUCUACGACUAAGAAGCCCAUCGCUUCUGCCCCGCUCAGACCACCCGAGCAGUUUCUGCAGUUCGAUAGUCCAAGCAAAGCGUUCGAGGGUCUCAGCUCUCCAAGCAAAAUGUUCCAGGAAUCCCCCAUCCGAAACCAGUCUCCCUCCAAGUUCGCCAACUUCCUGAACGUUUCGCUAGACGGCAACGACUGGGCAUCAGCAGCAAUGGUAGACUUUAACCCUCAUAACCACGUCGACUUUUCAGACGUGUCCAACGUCGACAUUUGCCAAGGCUUUACCAAAAUUGGAUCUACAUCACAGACCAACAACAAGAAUAAUGCCCCGAGGAACAACAAACCUGGAUUACCCCGAAGCUACUCAACUCAAUUUUGA
This is a messenger RNA of Fusarium sp. VM40, 2304 nucleotides long. Lineage: Eukaryota; Fungi; Ascomycota; Sordariomycetes; Hypocreales; Nectriaceae. The record is from the annotation of a GenBank genome assembly.